AUGCGGAACCUCAAUGGGUACGAGAUCAAUGGACGCAACCUCCGGGUGGACUUUGUCGAUGGUAAGGACAAGUCUGGAGGGUCCGAACGAAAACGUCACGAGACUGGAAGCCAUAAUGGGGACAAGUCUGGAGGGUCCGAACGCAAACGUCACGAGACUGGAAGCCAAUCUCGACCUGGGGGAGCUACUGGUAGCAACUUUUGGAGCGAGGGCGGGCACCCGACGAUGGGGACUGGAGAGAUGGCGAUCCAUGCAAUCGAGUCGGCCAUCUCUCGGUUCGGACCAGUCAAGUUGUACGACAUGUUGGUGCAGCUGAAGGAGCAUGCAACGCAGAAGCCAGAGGUGACCAAGAGCAUUAUGAUGGCGAACCCAGCGCUCACACCUGCACUUGUGCACAGAAUGAUGGCGAACCCAGCGCUAACACAUGCACUUGUGCAGAGUUUCAAGACACUACAGAUCUCCAUUCCGUCGUCAACAGAGACACAAGCAGUGUUGCUGGCCCCUCCUCCCAUGAUGCACCAACCACCACCCAUGGCAGGAAGGAUGAUGCAGCAACCGCUACGGCCAUCUAUGGGCGGGUCUGCGGUAUCUAGUUCUGGUAUUCUAGGUAUGGCCCCGCCAGGUGUUCGGUCGGCUAUGCCAGGAGCGUCAGCAAAAGCUGGUGGUACGCGAUGGAGUGCACGACCGGGGCCUUUGGCUGCUCAGGCGACGAGUGCCGCUAUGACCAACAGACCCGCCCCUGCUUCUAGCCCGAUGCACACUCAGUCUAAAUCAAGCUUGAUGCCCACACCAACUGUACCAGCACAUUCGAGCGAACCGCCUAGCAGUAACUUGGCGCACGCUAGUCGCGAUCCUUGUCGAGCAGGAAGAGGAGAUCCACGUGCAGCCAAGAGACCGUAUUCCGCUGGCGAAGGACCGGUAGCGCCUACACAAGGAGACCACGACGCUCUGAAGCGCGUCAAGUCCAGCGGUGCAGGCGGCGAUAGCGCUUCAACUGGUCAUUUUGACGCUAUCGCUGAACUUGCGCGCAACACGACCCCACAAAACCUCGACAUGCUGCCACCAAACGAACGGCAGAUGCUGCUGGCUUUCAUGCAGCAGAACAAUAUUCCAUUUGGAACGGGACAAAGUGUUUAUGAUGGUAUUCAAGUUCAUCAGGGUGCUUAA
Molecule: messenger RNA, 1167 nt
Organism: Peronospora matthiolae
Lineage: Eukaryota; Oomycota; Peronosporomycetes; Peronosporales; Peronosporaceae
Source: the annotation of a GenBank genome assembly